AGCUUUUGUCAUAGUUUAUUUAGGAACAGUACGGUGUCAUUUGUACCCGUCUGGUAGGCAGUGAUUUCGUGGGCAAGAAAAACGAGUGCUUGUGAAGCUCAUUUUGGUGCCGUUUGGUUGGUGGUGGUUGGUGAACUGUAAUCGCGACCGGGAUAUCAAGCACAGUAGGGGAUAAGUGUCGCACUGGGGAAGUAGAACAUGAUGAAACUAAAUAGGCACCGGUGGUCCCCACCUUUGUGGCGGGUUGCGUUAUUGCUGUGCAGCAUUGUGGUACUAUUUCAUAAUUCUGUAGUCUGUGGAAACGAUGAAACGGAAGCGGAAGUGCAGUCAACGCUGUCUGAUGCUGAGUUGUACGUGACGCCAAAGGUUGAUGCAAAACGAAUGUACUUUGCGGAGCAUUUCGAUGAUUUGUACGAAGGGAACGCGAUUGAGAAACGGUGGACAAAGUCAAAGGCAAAGAAAGACGACGCCGCUGACGAGGUAGCCAAAUAUGACGGCGAAUGGGCUGUGGAGCAACCGCAAAGACCUAUCCUAGCAAAUGAUUUUGGCCUGGUACUAAAAUCCAAGGCAAAGCAUGCUGCAAUUGCAUCCCAUUUAUUGCUAAAUCGGCCGUUCGUGUUCAAAGACAAGCCGUUGGUGGUGCAGUACGAGGUUAAUUUGCAAGAGGGUCAAGAAUGUGGUGGCUCUUACAUCAAGCUGCUGUCCGUUGGCGAUGGAACGAAAGAUUUGAAGCAAUUCCACGACAAAACCCCAUACACGAUCAUGUUCGGACCGGACAAGUGCGGUAACGACGUGAAGCUUCAUUUUAUUUUCCGACAUGUAAACCCGAUCAAUGGAACAAUAACUGAGAAGCAUUGCAACAAGCAAAAGGAUAGACUGGACGACCCUUUCAAGGACAAGCGCCCACAUUUGUACCAAUUAAUCAUUCGUCCGGACAAUACGUACACCAUUCGAGUUGAUCAUAAAACAGUCAACGAGGGAUCGCUGCUCACGAACUUCACUCCGGCAGUAAAUCCACCUGCGGAAAUCGAUGAUCCCGAAGAUCGGAAACCUGAAAAUUGGGAUGAUCGAGAGAAAAUCCCCGACCCCGAAGCUUCCAAGCCGGAAGAUUGGAAUGAGGAUGAACCGGCGCAAAUAGCGGAUCCAAAGGCGACGAAACCAGUUGGAUGGUUGGAUGAUGUGGAAGAAAUGAUUCCCGAUAGCUCAGCCGUGAAACCCUCCGACUGGGAUAACGAUAUGGACGGAGAGUGGGAGCCUCCUCUAGUGCCGAAUCCGUUGUGUGAAGAUGCGGUUGGAUGCGGCUUGUGGAAAGCACCGAUGGUGGCUAAUCCCAAUUAUAAGGGCAAAUGGCGUCCACCACUAAUCGCCAACGUCAACUAUCAAGGAAAAUGGGCCCCGCGCAAAAUAGCAAAUCCAGACUUUUUCGAAGAUUUGUCUCCCUUCAGAAUGACUUCAAUUGCGGCCGUGGGAUUUGAAAUUUGGUCGAUGUCUAGUGACAUCUUGUUCGACAAUGUCGUCAUUUGCGAUGAUGAAGCGGUCGCUGACGAUUGGGCAGCGCAAACAUUUGAUCUCAAAAUAAAAACUCUUGAUCGGCAAGCGCAAACACUUUGGGACCGGGGCAUGAGAUACAUCAAUUACAAACCGGCCUAUUGGGGAGCUUACUUUGUUUACUGUUCGAUACCACUGAUUGCAUACGUAUGGUUCCUUUGGUCUCGACGAGAUAAAAAGGCGGAUGCGAAGGCCCAAGUUGGACGUAGAAAGAAGAUGGAUGAUUAUCCCGUGGGUGGAGAGGAGGAACAAGACGACGGAGCAUCUACUGGAGAAGCAGAACAGGAAGGAGAGGUUUCGGAUAAAACCAAGCUGAAUUCUGGGUCAUCUGACACGAUCGUAACACGAUCCGCUAGUAGUGCCGGAGAAGCUUACGCCGCAGAGCAGGAUGAAGGCGACGAUGAUGAAGCAGAGGAGGACGAUGAGGUGCUUGAGGAAGCUCCUCAAACGGUGGCACCUGAAGAAGAUGGCACCUCUAGCGACACGCCAGUAGAUAGUAAGCACGUGGAAGGUGGUGAAGGCCUUAAAAAGCGGAAAGCUCGGAAAGAUUAGUGAACAGAUCUUUACAAGAAGAAAGCAUGGAAGGGAAAAGAAUAGUUAAUUUGAUUGAAUUACGUGUGUGGGAGGCAAGAUUUUAGAGCUAGCUACGGUCUUUCCUUAUAAUAUAAUGGAAUAAUUUUCAUAAAACAUUCUUUCUGUCGCAAUUUGCUUCAUCGUUUGCGAUUCCAACACAAAUACACCAUUGUUUCUCAUUUGGUAACAGAGUUUUUGAUAGCGCAACAGAAAUGUUGGCAUUUUAGUCUUAAAAUUUACUAGAAAGUUCUAGAAAGUGUUUUUCGAGCACGACGUUGCGUGAAACAUUUGAUGGGUAGUACAUUAGCAUUGAAUAGAAAUGAUUUUGUUUGGUUGUAUGUGACGAGCCUAGAUGGCAGAAUUCUUUCCUUCCUGAAGCUCUUUGUAUGCAAUAUGGAGGUGUUAAAUAAGACCAAAUAACAUAUAUUUAUCUAUGUGGCGUUAGAGUGUGAAAUCGAAAACAAAAAGAAAAUUAGUGUAGGAAUGAUUACAAAACUCUUUUUGAAUAUGUUCUGCACCAAAGCGAAGAGAUGGUAAAGCUUAAUCAACAUGUUUGAUGAGAAUACAUUACAUGGCAUGAGAAUGCAAAGUAAUGAUUAUCUUUUUUUCCUAUUCCACUGAAUGAGUUUUUUUCUGUGUAACUGUAAGUCGCUUGAUACGUUUAAUUUCCCAUUUCUUAGUUCAACACUUUUCGCUUGCUAAGGUUAUGCUUAACUGAAAACUAUCUCAUCCUAGAAUAGCAAGAUUUAAACAUGGUGUUGAUACAGCUGUAAGAAUGGUGUGCUCCAAGUCGAGGAAAAGAAAGAAGAAAUCGCAAGCACGCAUGAACCAACCAUUAAUAAAACCAUCAAUAAAGAGUAAC
Anopheles nili is the source of this 2983-nucleotide messenger RNA. RefSeq names its product calnexin-like. The record is from RefSeq and is a predicted model, not a curated record. The transcript is spliced from 8 exons. Gene Ontology annotation, biological process: protein folding. Gene Ontology annotation, cellular component: endoplasmic reticulum; endoplasmic reticulum membrane. The coding region runs from base 199 to 2100 and encodes 633 amino acids. NCBI's taxonomy places the organism in Eukaryota, Metazoa, Arthropoda, Insecta, Diptera, Culicidae. Gene Ontology annotation, molecular function: calcium ion binding.